Molecule: messenger RNA, 1079 nt
Organism: Schistosoma curassoni
Lineage: Eukaryota; Metazoa; Platyhelminthes; Trematoda; Strigeidida; Schistosomatidae
Source: the annotation of a GenBank genome assembly
UCCCACAUGCAGGAUACGCUCUGCCAUUGUGGUAUCUCAUACUAGAACCAAACAGCCGUCCACUACUUCCAGUAUUCCCAUAACGAUCUAACUUCAAUUCACUCAUUAAUUCAACUAUUCAACUAACUAUCAUCUCCACAAGACUACACCCAAUCCCUCUUUGAUUAUAUUGACAAAAUAUUGUUUCAUUUCUCGUCUGUUUGUCUUUUCCCAUUUAUUCACAAUUAGGUUUAACGGUUGCUUGUUGUAAUCCAAAAAUCGGUAAGAAAUUUGUACAAACAUUUGCUGAUUGUUAUCCAGAAACUUUAUAUAAAUUUAUAUUAAUUAAUCAUGGUACAUUUUUUCAUGGUAUAUGGAAAGCAAUUAAAGUUUUCAUUGAUCCAAAUACAGUAAAAAAAGUGAAAUUACUUCGUAAAGAAAAAAUUCAACGAACAUUUAAUGAAAUGUUUACCCCAGAUACAAUAACAUGGUUAUUAGAUGAAAUUAAAUUAAAUAAAAUCAAUAUCACAGAAAAUCAAUUGAGAUUUUGGGAAUCACCACAUUCAUAUGAAUUACAUGAUCCACGUGGUACACAUGAAUAUAUUCAACGUUGUAUAGAACCAUUAAAAUUAUUCAUUGAACAACAACAACAACAACGUCAGCAACCACAGCAACAAUCUAAUCAAAAAUCCAUUAUAUUAACAUAUGAUAAUUUAGGUUUAAAAACUCAUAUGCCACAUACAAAUAUUAUGGAUUGUUUAAAUAAAACAUUAAAACAAGUUAAAAUUCAAUCAUUCUAUAAUGGUAAAUAUAUUAAACCAAAUAAAGAAGAAUUACAAGCAUAUGGAGUUGAUAUCAAUGAUAAUCUAUCUGAAAUUAGUGGAGGAUCUGAAGAAGAAUAAUAAUGAUAAUGAUAAUAAUAAUGAAAUGAUUUAAAAUAUGCUCCUUUUCAUGAAUUGAUCUUCUUUUCAUUAAUAAUCUUAAAACUCUAUUUUGAUCUUUCUAUUCUGUUCAUUUGACUUCAAUGAUCAUUGUUCAAUAUAAAGUUGUAUAUUGAACCCUUGUGUAAUAUUUUUUUAUAAAAAAGUUUUUUCGCUUCA